CGAACACAUCGAGAAGCUGAACCACAGCAAGACCACAGAAACCCAAAUAUUCAAAUUAACAUACCCAUUGAAAUUCUUUGGCUGAAAAAAAAACACUCUCUUUGGAUUUGUGAAAGAGAUGCAGUUCCAGUGAAAAAUGUGCACAAAAUACACGAUCUAAUUGUUGCAAAUCAUAAAAGACAACUUAAUAUUAGCCAGUGAGAAUAUUUAAAUUUAAAAACAUACAAGGACAAAAAACAUAAAGAUGACGAAUGCCAAGUGUUGUGAAAAGUGCGCAGGGAGAUGGAUCCUGGUCCUGGUGGUGGUCCUAGCAUCGCUGUCCGGCGACUCGCAGGCCUCGCCCUUCGAUCCCUCCUUCUUUCCCGAGGGCGUGCAGUCGGUGGUGGUGAAUCCCUUCAAUCGCACCAUCCUGAACCGCUUCAACCUGACCGAGGAGCAGAUCCUGAGCAUCCAGAAUCGGAGCAAUCCAAACAUGAGAAACGACACCAGCACGGUGACCAACCAACAGCACCUGCAGCGGGCCACCGAGCGGCUCAACGACAUCAUCAAGCGCGUCCACAAGGCAAUCUCAAACGAGGCCCUGCCCAAGGAGAAGGCCGGGUUUCCCAUCUGUACUGGCGAGACCACAAGUCCGGCGGAGUGGCAGAAUGCCAGCAACUUGACCCUCUACUUCGCCCAGAGUGUCUUCACACCCUCCAAUGACUAUGACCGCCUGAACAGUGCCCUGCUGCGCCUGUAUAAGACCAAUCCCGGCCAGAACCGCGAACAGUUUUCCGGCCAGGGUCUAGUGCAGCCGGUGAGCACGGAACAGCCAGCCAGCCCGACGCCUCUGUGCGCAGAACCAGUGGGUCCCCAAAUCCGGGUUACCGUUUCCAUUGUCCACCAGCAGAAAAAGAAAUUGCGUAAGAAGCGCACCUGCAACACCGUCAUGAUGAGCAGCACCUCCACCGGCUGGGUGGAGAUUGACGUCAAGUGCGCUCUCGCCUACUGGGAGCAGCAGAACCGCCAGGACGAGCAUCGCCAGGAUCAGCUGCGCCAGCCACAUCCCCGCCAGCAGCAGAACGCCGUUAUCGGAAUGCUGGUGAUCGAAGUGCACGACGACGAGGAGAAUCCGCUAAGACCGGGCCUCUACUUCGCGCCGCCCACUUGCGAUCAGGCAGCAGCCGCUAUCCCUUGGAACACUUACGGAACAGAAUCGCUUAGCACUUAUUUGGCGGGUCGGACAGUGCCAAGAAAACCUAGGCUAGACCUUAAGUUCAACGGCAGCAACUCCCUGAAGAGGCUCUGCAACUCACCCAAAUUACCAUCGAGCAGAGCAGCGGUCACUGGCAUCGAAUCAACCACAUCAAACUCACUAACCAUUGACAACCAGCUGCUGGACGAGACCAGCGAAACGGAUAGGAGCCAUCACGAGGUCAAGGUCGAGGACGACAUCGAGGCGGAGGCUGCUGCCGAGGCCGAUCUGCUGUCCUCGGCGAGCAAUAGCGAGCAGGAGAUGGAGCCCAUCUCCAAUCACCAUCGGCGUCGGACAGGCCACCAUCAUCGUCACCACCAUCAUCCGCACGAGCUGCAGCAGCAUCAUCACCAUCAGCGUCACCACCACAAGCACCACAUUAUUCCGCACCAGCAAGAGUAGACGAUCCUUGAUCCCCAAAACUCUCUUUCCAUCUCUCAUUCUCAUCCCUCUUUUUAAAACCAUUUCUUGUUUUAUAUUGUUUAACUUAAGGGCCAAUCGACUUAAUUAGUUUUUAGUUCAGCGGUUCCCUCCGCCGCAUAACCUUAUUUAAAUUAUAUAUUUUACGAUUUAGAUUAAGCAAUACUUUCAUCGAAAUUUGUAAUAAUUUUUAAAAUCUCUCUCUUAUAUUAGAAGCCUGUGAUUUAGAUGUGGUUGAAUUCGCACACACAUUUUUAUUUUUUGUUUUUUUUUUAAUUAAAAAAAAAAAAGUGGAAAAACCCGGAAAACAUUUAUAUACGAAUUUAAAUAAUACUUAAGAUUAUUGCCAGGGCCAUGUGCUGGCACCAGGCAAUAAACCAAAAUUAAUCAAUGCCUUAUCGAAACAUUACAAUCCCAGACUUCUGCACAAUCCACUCGAAAGCCGGCGGCAGCCCAAGGACGAGCCAGCCGAGUCAAGGCUAUUCGAUUCUUGGCGAAGUUGCUAAAAGCAUUUUUCUUAAAGUUUUGCUAUAUACAUAAGUCACUAGGUUAAACGUGCCUUCCUAAGAGCAGCUCUAAAUCUCAAAUUCCCCUCUGUAGUAACCCGAAGAUUUAUGUUUUCGUUUUUAAGAUCAUCGAACGCGCACAAUUUCAUCGAGUACUCCAUACCAUACCCUCACCAUACACACACAAUCCUAACUAAGUGCAUUUGUAAAUCGAUUGCGAGUAUGAAUAACAUAUACAGAAUAAAAAUAUGAUUAAAA
Molecule: messenger RNA, 2418 nt
Organism: Drosophila kikkawai
Lineage: Eukaryota; Metazoa; Arthropoda; Insecta; Diptera; Drosophilidae
Gene: ana
Product: anachronism
Source: RefSeq, a predicted model, not a curated record